AUGUAUAUUUUCGUUGGCAUUGAUUACUUUACAAAAUGGAUCGGAGCUAUACCCUUGCCAAAUGUAGACCAAGAAGAUGUGAUCGAAUUUAUCCUAAAACACAUUAUUUAUAGAUUUGGAAUCCUAGAGACCAUCACAGUAGACCAAGGAUCAGUAUUUACUGGUCGGAAAAUGCAAGAAUUUGCUAAGGAAAUGGGUUUGAAAUUAUUAACUUCUACGGCAUAUUAUGCUCAGGCUAAUGGUCAGGUCGAAGCAGCGAAUAAGGUGGUAACUAUUUUACCAAUCGAGAUUUACCUACAAUUAACAAGAAUUCAGAGGCAUCGUGAAAUUCCAUCAGAAUCAUAUAGGAACAUGAUGCUAGAUGAGUUAGUUGAUCUAGAUGAGGAGAGACUCAAUGCCUUGGAAUUAUUGAAAAGGCAGAAGAAGAGAGUAGAGAAAUCUUACAAUAAGAAGGUUAAUUUUAAGACAUUUUCACCUGAAGACUUAGUUUGGAAAGUGAUCCUUCCAAUGGAUCGAAAGGAUAGGGCCUUAGGGAAAUGGUCCCCCAAAUGGGAAGGUCCUUUUCAAAAUUUGAAAGUAUUCUCUAAUGGUGCUUAUGAGAUCGAGGAGCUUAAUAAAGAUAAAAGAAUCUUCAGAGUGAAUGAAAAAUAUUUGAAAAAUUAUAAGCCGGUGCUCCAAGAGAUAAAAAUAAUAAACAAAUAA
Messenger RNA from Lathyrus oleraceus (garden pea), 702 nucleotides. RefSeq lists its product as uncharacterized. The record is from RefSeq and is a predicted model, not a curated record. Gene Ontology annotation, molecular function: nucleic acid binding. The transcript has 2 exons. NCBI's taxonomy places the organism in Eukaryota, Viridiplantae, Streptophyta, Magnoliopsida, Fabales, Fabaceae. Bases 1 to 702 code for a protein of 233 amino acids. Gene Ontology annotation, biological process: DNA integration.